GUGAGAAGGCUCGAUGGAGGCUGAUCGUCGUACAUAAACAAGCAAGAAACAUUCAACACAAACAAGCGAGAAACAUCCAAGCGUCUGUCAGGUCGACGUCAGGUCGUCGGCCACUCCAGCGCGGUGUGUUGCAAGUGCUUUAGCGAUGGAAGCUGCGUUGAAGAAGGAGUUGGGGACAUCCAUGUUGAAGUGUGCAGGACAGGCCGCCGGGGGCUGCAUCAGCCAGGGUCAGAGUUAUGACACCGACACCGGCAGAGUGUUUGUCAAGAUGAACCACAAGAGCCAGGCCAAAGUAAUGUUCGAUGGGGAAAUGGCCAGUUUGGAGGCCAUAUUAAAGACAGAAAGUGUCAAAGUCCCCAGACCCGUGAAGGUGUUUCAGUUGGAGACUGGAGGGUGUGCGUUUGUUAUGGAACACUUGGACAUGCAUGGUCUGAACAAAUAUUCAAAGCAACUUGGCGAUCAGCUGGCUGAACUUCAUCUCCACAACAAGAGACAGCUGGAGAAAGUCAGCAAAGAGCAGCAGACAGUUGGGAAAGGAGCUGGUCAGUCAGAGUAUGUGGACAAAUUUGGGUUCUCUACCACCACGUGCUGUGGAUACAUCGCACAGGAAAAUGACUGGCAGGAUGACUGGGUGACAUUUUUUACACGCCACAGGCUUCAGUUUCAGUUCAACCUUCUGGAGGAAUCUAAGGGUGAUAGAGAAGCCAGAGAGCUUUGGGCAGAGCUUCAGCUGAAGAUGCCACCGUUUUUCAAAGAGAUGGAGAUUGUCCCCGCUCUCCUCCACGGAGACCUGUGGGGAGGCAACGUGGCAGAAUCGGGCGACGGGCCGGUCAUCUUCGACCCCGCUUCCUUCUACGGCCAUUCAGAGUAUGAGUUGGGAAUCUCUCGUAUGUUCGGAGGGUUUAACGACUCCUUUUACUCCGCUUACCACCAUAAAUUACCCAAGACGCCUGGCUUUGCAAAGAGGAACCAGCUUUAUCAACUUUAUCACUACCUGAACCACUGGAACCACUUUGGCGGCGGCUACAGAGGCUCAUCAAUCGGUGUGAUGAAGGACUUGCUCAAAUAACUGCACUCAGGCUCUUUUCGGUUCAUGUGGAACAUGCGUACCAUACAAUGUGACGCAUCACACACUUCCACUCCUUUCAUUACAGCACGCCCGAAAAGGAGUAGGAAGAAGCAGAGCUUAUGUAAUCCUACACUCUUAGAAAUAGAAGUGCUAAGUAGAACCAUAUAUGGUUCUUCGGCUCGUCCUCAUAGGAGAACCCUUUUUGGCUCCAGGUAGAACCUUUUUUUAUAAAGGUUCCACCUGGAACCCUUUUGGAGGGUUCUACCUAGAACUGUGUGUGUAAGGUUCCACCCAGAACCCCCCAUGAGAGGUUCUACAAAGAACCCACGCAGGGAGUUCCACUAAUAACCCUUUCGUAUUUCAAGGGUUUCAUCUAGAACCCACACAGGGAGUUCCACUAAGAACCCUUUUGUAUUUCAAGGGUUUCAUCUAGAAC
Nerophis lumbriciformis (worm pipefish) is the source of this 1505-nucleotide messenger RNA. Its product is annotated as ketosamine-3-kinase-like. NCBI's taxonomy places the organism in Eukaryota, Metazoa, Chordata, Actinopteri, Syngnathiformes, Syngnathidae. The record is from RefSeq and is a predicted model, not a curated record.